Lindgomyces ingoldianus is the source of this 677-nucleotide messenger RNA. Its product is annotated as ribosomal protein 60S. Gene Ontology annotation, cellular component: ribosome; cytosolic large ribosomal subunit. Gene Ontology annotation, molecular function: structural constituent of ribosome; ribonucleoprotein complex binding; protein kinase activator activity. NCBI's taxonomy places the organism in Eukaryota, Fungi, Ascomycota, Dothideomycetes, Pleosporales, Lindgomycetaceae. The coding region runs from base 62 to 394 and encodes 110 amino acids. The record is from RefSeq and is a predicted model, not a curated record. The transcript has 4 exons. Gene Ontology annotation, biological process: translational elongation; cytoplasmic translation.
CGUGAAUUCACCUCAUUAACAUCACGACCAGGACACCUCACGAUCACGAUCACUCGACACCAUGUCCACCGCCGAGCUUGCCACGAGCUACGCUGCUCUCAUACUCGCAGAUGACGGUGUCGACAUUACCGCUGACAAGCUCAACUCUCUUAUCAAGGCCGCCAAAAUCGAAGAAGUCGAGCCAAUAUGGGCAACGCUAUUCGCCAAGGCUCUUGAGGGCAAGGACGUGAAAGAUCUGCUCCUGAACGUCGGCUCAGGCGGUGGUGCUGCCGCUGCUCCAGCGGGAGGCGCUGCUGCUGGUGGUGCUGAAGCCGCUGCAGAGGAGAAGGAAGAAGAGAAAGAAGAGGAGAAGGAGGAGUCGGACGAGGACAUGGGGUUCGGUCUUUUCGACUAAGCUGCGUCUUUGAUCUUCACCGUCUCCUUCCAUUUUGCCUUUGUCGGGGUUUCAUAAACCGGGUCAGCGGUCAAUUCAAAUGCAUAUUCCCUCUCGGAGCAGGUCGGGUCACUGGCUGUCCGUGACACUGCUUGACGUGUACCAAUCAUCUCAGAGAUUCAACGGAGGCCCAUGAGACACGCGAAAUGUGGCAUGUGCUGUAAUGAAAGACUUCAAAAAGUGCACCCAAGGAUCCUGAUAUUUUGUGCAAAUAGUGAUAUACCAAACAGCAAUAACACAGUUU